GCAGAGAAAGCCUUGUGUUUCUCGUUUCUUUGCAAGUUCUCUUCACAGAUCCCUCAAGAAUGGUGACUUUGGUUUCCCAAGAAAAUGCUGUUGCAUUAGUCUCUCGCACCGGCCGGCAAUUGCAGCGUUACAGAAAAGGCCGUCGUCAAGUCGUCGGGUGUAUACCGUACAGAUAUAAAUUCGGGGAAGAAGCUUGUUUGAAGGAGUCAGAAGAGUUAGAAUUAGAAGUUCUGGUUAUCAGUUCACAGAAAGGCAAUGGAAUGCUAUUUCCAAAGGGAGGCUGGGAACUCGACGAAUCCAAAAAGGAGGCAGCUUUGCGAGAGACCAUAGAAGAAGCUGGUGUGCGAGGCAUUGUUGGGGGUAAAUUGGGGAAAUGGAGUUUCAAGAGCAAAACUCAUGACUCAUUCUAUGAAGGCUACAUGUUUCCUCUUCUGGUUCAAGAACAACUAGAGUUCUGGCCAGAGCAAAACGUCCGUGAAAGAAUAUGGAUGAGCGUGGCAGAGGCAAGACAAGUUUGUAGGCAUUGGUGGAUGAAAGAUGCAUUAGACAGACUCGUCGAUCGUCUCAAAGCUGUGUCACAAUUCAAAUAUGAGUUGUAAAUAAGUGAGUUUCGUGGAGGGGAUGGAUAGAGCUGCUUUUUUUUUUUUGGCUUUGCCUGGAAGGAAAUCAGCUGCGGAAUUAGUAGGGAAGGGAAUUGUCAAUUCCAUUUGUAUAAACAAUUUUACGUUCAAUGUACCUGUUCCCCAAGUUACUGUUAGUUUUCAAGUUUGGUACCUUCAGCUCGAGAAUGUGCUGUGGGUGGGGAAAAAAGAACCCGCAACUUGUUGACGGCGCUGUAAUUGACCCAGUAAGUGCAUGGAAGUGGUUGGACUUCAGAAACCUG
Messenger RNA from Neltuma alba, 883 nucleotides. RefSeq names its product nudix hydrolase 18, mitochondrial-like. Gene Ontology annotation, molecular function: pyrophosphatase activity. The transcript is spliced from 7 exons. The record is from RefSeq and is a predicted model, not a curated record. Gene Ontology annotation, cellular component: cytoplasm; nucleus. Lineage: Eukaryota; Viridiplantae; Streptophyta; Magnoliopsida; Fabales; Fabaceae. The coding region runs from base 60 to 599 and encodes 179 amino acids.